CUCUCCAAAAGCCCCCAAUAAUAAUAAUAAGAGAGAGAUAGAGAGAGACAGAGAGAGAGAGAGCAAUCUUCGUCGCCGUUUCAUUUCAUUUCAAUUCUUCCUCUCUCUUGGUUACGCGUUUCUUCUUCUUCUUCUUCUUCUUCUUAUUCUGUGAAUGUGCUGAUCACCUGAUUCAUUCUCUGUUCUGCCUGGGGAGCUUCUAUAGCAACUCUCUCUUGCCCUGUCUCCUCAAUUUCUCCAACACCCAGAUUCUGUUUUCGCUGUUUCCUUCAGAAAUUAGGUUUCUUUUCGUUUUGGUAUUGUCCAGUAUGAAGAGGGGCAAAUGGGAAACCAGAAUGGAUAAAUUCGACUUGUUUGUGUCUUUAAGCAGGCAAAGAUCGAUUCAAAUCCUGAUUGGCGUUGGUUUUUUGUAUAUACUACUUGUAACUCUAGAAAUCCCUUUUGCCUUCAAUACUGAUUUCAGUACUGUCUCUCAAGAAGCCUUUACUCGCCCUUCUAUUCUUCAAAACGAAGAGGAUAUGCAGGAUAGAGGUGCUCCAACUCGGCCCUUUGAUUGGGUUUCUUAUAACUCGGCGCAACCAACUCAGUCCCAAAGUACUGACAGAACCCUUAAAAUGUUGUCGAGUUUGAAUUUUGACCCCAAAACAUUUGAUCCUACUAAAAAAGAUGGAUCCGUCGAGCUUCAUAGGACUGCUAAGACUGCUUGGGAGGAGGGGAGGAAGCUUUGGGAAGGGAUAGAAUCGGGUAAAGUUCAGGUUUCGGAUGUUAAAAAGCCCAAUAACUUAUCGGAAUCUUGCCCGCAUUCGGUUUCGCUAUCUGGGUCGGAUUUUUUGAAGCGAGGGAAGGUGGUGGAGUUGCCGUGUGGGCUAACGUUGGGGUCACACGUUACUGUGGUGGGGAAGCCAAGGUGGGCUCAUGCUGAGAACGACCCAAAGAUAUCGCUGGUGAAAGAUGGUGGAGAGCCGGUGGUGGUGUCGCAGUUUAUUAUGGAGUUGCAGGCGCUGAAGAUUGUGGAAGGCGAGGAACCGCCAAGGAUUCUGCAUUUCAAUCCAAGGCUGAAGGGGGAUUGGAGUGGGAAGCCGGUGAUUGAGCAUAAUACUUGUUAUAGGAUGCAGUGGGGGACUGCUUUACGAUGUGAGGGUUGGAAGUCUAAGGCUGAUGAGGAGACAGUUGAUGGUCAGGUGAAGUGUGAGAAGUGGAUCCGAGAUGAUGACAAUCACUCCGAGGAGUCAAAGGCAACUUGGUGGUUAAGUCGGCUGAUAGGCCGAACUAAAAAGGUGUCUGUUGACUGGGCAUUUCCAUUUGUAGAGGAGAAGCUGUUUGUUCUAACACUUAGUGCUGGUUUGGAAGGUUAUCACAUUAAUGUUGAUGGGAGGCAUGUCACCUCUUUUCCUUAUCACACUGGUUAUACUCUUGAGGAUGCCACAGGGCUAAUUGUGAAAGGUGACAUUGAAGUUCACUCUGUAUUUGCUGCUUCAUUGCCCACAAUACACCCGAGUUUUGCUCCUCAGAGGCAUUUAGAGAUGACAGACAGAUGGAGAGCACCACCUCUUCCUGAGGGGUCUGCAGAACUUUUUAUUGGUGUUCUUUCUGCAGGCAACCAUUUUGCUGAGAGGAUGGCUGCAAGGAAGUCUUGGAUGCAACAUAGGCUUAUUAAAUCUUCAAAUGCAGUAGCUUGUUUCUUUGUAGCACUGCACGCCCGGAAAGAAGUGAAUUUGGAGUUGAAGAAAGAGGCAGAAUUUUUUGGUGACAUUGUUAUCGUGCCUUACAUGGAUAAUUAUGACCUUGUAGUAUUAAAAACUGUUGCUAUCUGUGAAUAUGGGGUCCGCACUGUGCAUGCAAAGCAUAUUAUGAAGGGUGAUGAUGACACAUUUUUUAGAGUGGAUGCAGUCAUUGACGAAGCAAGAAAAGUUCCUGAGGGUAGGAGUUCCUACGUUGGGAACAUAAAUUACUACCAUAAGCCUCUUCGAUAUGGUAAAUGGGCAGUGACAUAUGAGGAGUGGCCAGAGGAAGAUUAUCCACCCUAUGCAAAUGGACCAGGCUACAUUUUGUCCUCUGAUAUAGCGCAGUUCAUUGUUUCCGAGUUUGAGAGACAUAAAUUAAGGUUGUUUAAGAUGGAAGAUGUGAGCAUGGGAAUGUGGGUGGAGCAAUUCAACAGCUCAAAACCUGUGGAAUAUGUACACAGCUUGAAGUACUGCCAGUUCGGAUGCAUUGAAGGCUAUUUUACAGCACAUUAUCAGUCUCCAAGGCAGAUUAUCUGCCUUUGGGAUAAAUUGCAAAAGCUUGGAAGGCCUCAGUGCUGCAAUAUGAGAUGACAGAUACUAAACUGUCGAGGGAACGUCACAAGUUCAGAGUGCUGGAACAUGGGGUGAUGGUCACAAUAUUUGGUGACUCGAGCCAGUGGAAUGCUAUGACGAUCACAACAUUGGAUGAUUGUCUGAAGAAGUUAAAGAUACGUUACAUAAAGAAAUUUUGCAGCCAUAGCAUCAAAUAUUGUAUAUUCUGUGAAGUCGGCUUAGUCGUUCAUCCUAGGCUAAACAAAUUGCAGUUCAAAUUCAUUCAUUGUUUUUCCCUUUCCUUUCUUCUGUUUUUUAGGUCGUCCCUCGUUUAGCCCUGAGGGUCGGGUUAUAAUUUUACUACAUAUAAAUUAAUUUAUUCAUAAUCUUUUUAAAUAAAA
Molecule: messenger RNA, 2677 nt
Organism: Hevea brasiliensis (rubber tree)
Lineage: Eukaryota; Viridiplantae; Streptophyta; Magnoliopsida; Malpighiales; Euphorbiaceae
Product: hydroxyproline O-galactosyltransferase GALT6
Exons: 7
Coding region: 309-2315 (668 amino acids)
Cellular component (GO): Golgi membrane
Molecular function (GO): carbohydrate binding; galactosyltransferase activity
Source: RefSeq, a predicted model, not a curated record